Triplophysa rosa is the source of this 3070-nucleotide messenger RNA. RefSeq names its product retinaldehyde binding protein 1a (gene rlbp1a). The coding region runs from base 1057 to 2046 and encodes 329 amino acids. The transcript has 7 exons. Gene Ontology annotation, cellular component: membrane. Gene Ontology annotation, molecular function: phosphatidylinositol bisphosphate binding. The record is from RefSeq and is a predicted model, not a curated record. NCBI's taxonomy places the organism in Eukaryota, Metazoa, Chordata, Actinopteri, Cypriniformes, Nemacheilidae.
UCAAUUUGAUGAGAAAUGUUCAUAUUGAGACAAAUCUGAGCUCACUGAUGUCUCGGCGAAAUAAUAGAGACAUUUAAGAGAUCUCGUUUGUGAUCUUAACACACCGUUGUGUAAAAACGAACACUGAAAAAUGUCAUAAAUGUUUGACCUUCUGUCCAGGUUAUUUUAGCUGGGAUAAGUGGUGUGUUGAAUGAAUGUUUGAUUUAUAUAUUGUCAAUUAUGCUUGUGUUGAAAUAUACAGCAACUACUGAUGAGUUCCUUGCCGGUUGCCAUUUAUGUCCCAACCCCCCAUUUUGUCUUGAUGUUGUUUCUUUGUUGGCCAGUUUUGGCUCGUCCCCUCAUGAUUUAUUAUGUAGAUUAGAUGAAUGUGUUGUGACAGGUUAAUCUCACAGUAAGGAACGUGAGAGAUUUGGGGUUCCGUCUCUUCAGCCAGGCACUUCAGCAUCUCUCUCGGCAGAGGUAAGUAACUCAAAGUCUGUCCGUAUUACUUUAAGCUUAUAGGCUAAGAGAAUGCUGGGAUUGAUUUUGUGCACGGACUGCUAACUAACACAAUCGAUAGAUCUUUUUCUUGUUUGUUUAAUAGGGUGAUAAAAAUGUAGCUGCAUGCUGUGUGUUGCAAUAAAAAACAUGUUGCAAUAAUGUUGCUUUCUAAUCAUGUAUAGAUAUAAAAUCAAAAAUAUUUUAUAUUAUUUCUGUCAUAUCAAAUAUCGCUGCUGUCUUUCUGAAACCUUGCACCUCCAUAUUUCUUGAUUUUUACGUUUUGCCAUAAUUCAGUAAUAUUAGGCUAUUCACCCUUUAUGUUUGUCACUGGGUUUAGCAAUAAAGAGUAUUAAAAAGUGCUUGUCAACUUUGAAAACAAAGUAUUUAAUCGUUUGAAAAGUACAACGUUUUGUCAAUUUCCUGAAUAACUCGAGAAUGGACAUCCGAGGUUUGAGAAGAACAGCGACGGUAUGCAUCAGCAAAUCAGUAAAAAUGGGCUAAAACGUUUUGUGAAAGAUCAUGAAAGAUCAUGGGACAAUUUUCAUUUAAUGUAAAUAUAAAGAUGCAUCGUAAGAAAUGUUGCUUUUGUUUUGCAGUUUUGAUUUUAAGUCACUGGAGGAUCGGUGCAUCAUGGCUGCUACCGGAACGUUCCGUAUGGUGUCCGAGGAGGAACAGGCGUUACGUGCUAAACUCGAGCAUCUGACUGUUAAGGACCAUGGGCCGGUGUACGGACCCUGCGUCAAACUGCCAGAUCACACCACACAGAAGGCUAAAGAUGAAUUAAGUGAAACAGCAGAGAAAAGAACGUCAUCUAUAAAAGAACUGAGGGCCUUGAUCAAAGAAAAGGCGAGCGGGGACGAUCUCCACAAAGCUGUGGAGGAACAUUUUUGGGGAAAACCCGAUUCACUCCUGCUGAGAUUCAUACGUGCCCGCAAGUUUGAUGUGACAAGAGCACACCAGCUCAUGAGAGGUUAUGUGUGUUUCAGGCGAGAUUACCCUGAGUUGUUUGAGAAUUUAACCCCAGAAGCCGUACGCAGCACUAUUGAAGCUGGUUACCCCCAAAUCCUCUCCACAAGAGACAAAUACGGCCGAGUGGUCCUGCUCUUCAAUAUCGACAACUGGGAUUUAGAAGAGGUCACAUUUGACGAAUGUCUGCGAGCGUACUGCGUGAUCCUCGAAAAACUUUUGGAAAACGAAGAGACUCAAAUCAACGGUUUUGUUCUCAUUGAGAAUUUCAAGGGCUUCACUAUGCAGCACGCGUCCGGCAUCAAACACACCGAGCUUAAAAAGAUGGUGGACAUGUUACAGGACUCAUUUCCAGCUCGAUUUAAGGCAGUGCACGUGAUCCAUCAGCCCUGGUACUUCACAACCACAUAUAAUGUAGUGAAGCCUUUCAUGAAGAGCAAACUGCUGGAGAGGGUUUUUGUACAUGGAGACGAGCUUGACGGCUACCUCAAAGACUUUGGUGCUGAAAUCCUCCCCUCAGAUUUUGAUGGGACGGGUCCCAACUGUGAUGGAAAGGAGACGGCCAUCAAACUUUUUGGAUCUGAAGACACAGCUCUUUAAGUCAUCAGCCACAGACAUUAGUCUUGUAUCUUUUUCUGUUUUUAUGUAUUAGAAUGUUUUAUAGAGACUAAAGAGAAAAUAUAGAUGUAUUGUUGUUAUACUGUGGAUAAAAAUAAACUAUACAAAUGGGACAGUUCAUCCAAAAAUAACUAUUCUGUCAUAAUUUACACACAUGUCAUUCCAAAUUUCUUUCUUCUGCAGAACACAAAAGAAUAUAUUUUGAACAAUGUUGAUAACCAAACAACAGUGAACCACAUUGACUUCCACUGUAUGAAUGCCAAAAAAAACUGCACAAUUUGUUAAACAAGAAAAUAAUUUAUUUUAUUUCUUUUUUGGACACAAUAACCAUUCUCAAUUAUAAAUUAUUCAAUCACACACCGUUGCGUUUCCAAAAUAAAAACACACCAGUGAUUCCGAUCUCAUGUUGAAUGUUAUUUGCUUUGCGGGGAAGACGACAUCCAAAAACCACCCAUCAAACACAAUAAACUGAUGAGAAAGUGGGUCAGAAUUGCAGGAACGGAUUUAGUGAUCUUUGUGAAAUAAUCCCUUACAACUGAGAUUAAGUGGGCAGUGUCAUUGAGGUUGUGAAUAUUCCACUUUAUAUCCUGCGAAAACGCAAUUUACAUCUUUAACACAGCCAGAAAAAAACGAAUAUUAACGUUGAUGCUAUUGCUCGGGGCAUUUUUUCUCAAAUCUCUUUUGUGACCGCAGCGUGAAUAUAUUUUCUCUACACUCCAUUUGACACAAUGUUUUUGAGCUUAUCAACUCAUCUUGGCUUGGAGAAAAAGAGAAAAAAACAUUAUUGCUGAUCACCAAACAAAUGAACGUUCCCUGGUUUCCAUAAACGGGAAGCAAAUCAUUUCUAAACAUCAAAUGAACAUAUUUAACUUGCAUGUGCUCUUAGUUUCGUUCGUUCAUAAGUGGUGAUAUGAAGCAAAAAUUCGACCGACACACAUUUACAUACAUACAUCUGUACACAACAAAAUAAAAAUAACCACAGAGAAAUAAAUGCAACAUACAAAAA